CAGCAAUCACAACUUAAUGCUGUAUAUUAUAAAAAAUAUCUUGAAUGGAUACCUUUUGAAAAAUUUCAAAAUAUCACUUAUAUUGCGGAAGGUGGUUUUGGUAAGAUUUAUUCAGCCGAAUGGCCUGAAGGAUAUAUUUAUUAUUGGGAUAUUGAAAAUCAAAAAUGG
This is a messenger RNA of Rhizophagus irregularis DAOM 181602=DAOM 197198, 168 nucleotides long. The record is from RefSeq and is a predicted model, not a curated record. Lineage: Eukaryota; Fungi; Glomeromycota; Glomeromycetes; Glomerales; Glomeraceae.